GCAACCCUACUAGAACUCUUGGAACAUGUGUUCCAUGAUAUAAGAGCCGUUAUAAAGUGUGUAUGGAUUCGUUUCAUUACGUUUUGUAGUAUUGGAUUCACUUUGCGACUAGCUGGCUCGGUCUUAGAGAUAAUUUUUUAGCCUACUUUCCCGACUUCGGCAAUUGGACUUGAUCUUUGGGAAUGUCCUGGUUAUUUGGAGUUAACAAAGGAGGUUUGGAUGCUCCAAUCAUCCCUCCAUUUCCACCAACUGGCAGUGGAGGUGGCCAGGGUCCUGGUGAUGAUGGCUCUAAGGAUGAAUCCAAAGAUCCCCCAAAAGCUUGGUCCAACUUUGACCCAACUGGCCUCGAGCGAGCUGCUAGAGCUGCAAGGGACCUUGACAAAUCACCAAAUGCACACUCAGCUCUUGAGCUUUCAAAACUACAAGAGUUAAGCAAACAAGCAGAAUUUCAAGCAAAGACAAAGGAAAAUGAAGCUGCAUUUGAGCAGAUUAAAAGUGAUCGAGUUAGAGUUGAGCAAGAAGAAAAGAGAAAGACUUUGCAGUCUGAAACCCAGCAACAUAACCAGAGAGCACAAUACCAAGAUCAGUUGGCAAGGAAAAGGUAUGAAGAUCAACUUCAACAACAGAGAAGAGUAAAUGAAGAGAAUCUUGCAAAGCAAGAAGAAUCUGUCAAGAAACAAGAAGCAAUGAGACGAUCUACCGUGGAAUAUGAAGCAGAGCUUCGCCACAAAAAUGAAAUGAAGAAAUUAGAAGCUAAAAUGCGGGCACAAGCUGCCAUUGAACGUGAGAACAAAGAUGUGCGAUUGGAGCAGAUUCGUUUGAAAGCCACAGAACAAAGAGAAACUGUUUUGCAAUCAAUCAAAACUGCUGGCAGUAUAUUGGGUGCAGGAGCAUCAGCAUUUCUCUCUGACUGGGACAAGAUAUCCACAACUGUUGCUGGACUUACUCUUUUGGCCAUCGGUGUUUACACGGCCAAAAGUGGAACUGGAGUGGCAUCAAGAUUUAUCGAGGCACGUUUAGGAAAGCCGUCUUUGGUUAGAGAUACUUCAAGAAUGACUCUCUUUACGGCAAUGCGUCAUCCAGUCAAGGCAGUUAAGAAAAUGUUUGUGAAACCAGAAGAUGCUCUCAAGGGAAUCAUCCUCAAGCCCACCUUGGAAGAGCGGCUUCAUGAAAUUGCCCUGGCAACUGCCAACACUAGGACAAAUAAAGGACAUUAUAGAAACCUAUUGUUUUAUGGGCCUCCUGGCACCGGAAAAACGAUGUUCGCAAAGAGCCUGGCUUAUCAUUCUGGCUUAGAUUAUGCAAUUAUGACAGGCGGAGAUGUUGCACCCAUGGGACGUGAUGGUGUCACUGCUAUGCACAAGGUAUUUGACUGGGCCUCCACGAGCAGGAAAGGGCUGCUGUUGUUUGUUGAUGAAGCGGAUGCUUUUCUUCGAAGACGUAGCACGGAGCAUAUCAGUGAGGAUCUAAGAAGCACUUUGAACGCAUUUCUAUAUAGAACAGGCGAAGCUUCUCGAAAGUUUAUGUUGGUGUUAGCAAGUAACCAGCCUGACCAGUUUGAUUGGGCCAUCAAUGAUCGCUUAGACGAGAUGGUAGAGUUCAAACUGCCUGAUGCAGAGGAAAGGGAGAGACUCGUUAGAAGAUACUUCGAACAAUAUAUUUUAAAUGCUGCAACCAGAGGAUGGCGAUCUACGAGAAUAAAAGUGGCAGAUUUUGACUUCAAUGAAAAGUGUAAAGAAAUAGCCUUGGACACUGAAGGUCUUUCUGGCAGAGAAAUUGCAAAAUUAGGAAUUGCGUGGCAGGCCAGCACAUACGCUGCUGCUGAUGGCACUCUAACUGAAGAAAUUUUAGACGCACGUGUUAAAGAAAUGAUUAGCCAGCACAAACAGAAGGUGGACUGGUUGAGGGAUGACAGUCAAUCGAACAAAUCCUAUAUGAAUCCAGAUUUGCAUCUUUCGUAGAACAUAUGAAUGAAAAUAGCCAUAUUUAUGUUUUCAAUCGUUAAUGAAAGUGUGUCCGGAUGUUGUUAAAAAGUUACUAUUUUUGCGCGGCUACCAAAUAAUUUUAUUUUUUUUAAUCGCGGUUGCAGUUUCAAUUAUAAAGCUUCUUUUUGAUUUAGAAUCAAAUGGUCUAGACGAAUACAUUAA
This is a messenger RNA of Rhopilema esculentum, 2147 nucleotides long. RefSeq names its product ATPase family AAA domain-containing protein 3-A. Gene Ontology annotation, biological process: mitochondrion organization. Gene Ontology annotation, molecular function: zinc ion binding; ATP binding; ATP hydrolysis activity. Gene Ontology annotation, cellular component: mitochondrion. The record is from RefSeq and is a predicted model, not a curated record. NCBI's taxonomy places the organism in Eukaryota, Metazoa, Cnidaria, Scyphozoa, Rhizostomeae, Rhizostomatidae.